GGCCAGAAGAAGCUGAAAUUUGAGAGUGUACGUUUCCUUGUUCUGUUGUUCAUCCUCCUCGUACCCUUCUUCACAAGUCAUAUUUCCUCGCAAGUUUAUCGAGCUGUUCCCUUUUCGUGUUCAAUUCUACUUUCUCCUUCUGCUUUAUUCUUCAUAUUCUUAUUCGGCUAAGAGAUUUUGGUAUAACAUGACUUCUCCAGCAUGCGGUUGAUGGGUGUUUUUCUUUACUCUUAUUGACACAAAUAAUUGGGUAGAACAAACUUGGAGUUAGGAAAAGAGAAUCUGAAACCUUAUUGGAAUCUGACAAUAUCAAGACAAAUUACUAUUGCUGAAAGGAUAUUAUGACCACUAUGGAUGUAAAAGGCAUAACUUGGGUUGGAAAUAUGUACCAGCAAUUUGAGAAUAUGUGCCUGGAGGCAGAAGACGUUAUGUACGAGGAUACAGUUAAAUACUUCGAGAAUCAGAUGCGGGUUGUUGGGGCAAGUGUUAAAAAGUUAUAUUCAGAUAUUGUUGAAGAUUUGCUUCCUCCACUUUCAUGUGGUUUGGAUGAAAAUGUAGACUCUGAUACGUCUAUAGAUCAACAUACUAAUGUUGGGUUCUAUAAGAAACCACUCGAAGAUCUCAAGGAAAGACCUGUCAAGGCUAAUACCAAGCAAAUGACUCGGGAUUCCAGGAUUGAUAGCGAUGCCGUACAUGCUGCAUCGUAUGAUGGAACCCCAGAGACUGAUGCUUCAUUCAUUUCAUCUUCAAGAAAUUCUGUCAAAGGAAGCAAUGUUAUUUCUCAUUCAAUACAAUAUGUUGGGAGCAUGGAUAUUAAAUCAAACAUUGCUACUAAUAACAAUAAAAUAAAUAAGAAAAUGGCUGCAACCAAGAUAUUCAAUGAAGUCACUUUGGCAGAAUCAGAUACGUGCAGGACAUCACAAUCUUGUGAGAUCUCAAAUGAAAAUGAAAAUCUUGGAGUUAGUGUUUCAAAGCCAGCUUUGGGUGAAGUGGCUAGGCUUUCCUCUGCAGCAGAUCAUUGCAAUGAAAUUGACAAUGCUAGUACUGAAGAAUCCCCCAAGGUGCAAGUAGUAGUUAAAUCAGCUGAAGAGAAACAGAUUAAUACGAUUUCUUCUGUCCCAUUUGGAGAGCCAGUUGGUUUCUCUAUGGAUAGAAUGAUACAGUCUGAUGAUUGUUCUAAUAGCAUGGUAGUUAUAUCUCAUCCAGAGCAAGGCCAUAAAACCAUGCAACAAGGUCAUCCAAGGCUUGAGGAAACUUGUGUUAUGGUGACUGGAAAUGAACUUCAAUCAGUCCCCAAGGGAGGUGAUAAUCUGAAAAAUAACAAGAAAUGGAGGCGGGAAAGAUUUUCUUUAUCUAAGAAGUCUGCGAGAAAGCAAGAGUAUAAGGAGCUUGCAGUAUUGCAUGGGAACAGUGAAAAAGUAAAGGGAGUCUGCAUGGAGAGUUUAGAUGCAACUUCACUGGAGGAUCAAAAGAAGUUACUGCCUCUAAGCAUGUCUGAACCUGAGUGGGAGAUUCUUUAAUCACCAGGGGUCCAGGAUGAUGGAGUUGUGUAGUGUAGAUACGCCGCCAAUCUCGAAACUUGACAUUCGCUCUUAAGUCCUAAAGAUGGAGAUUGAUAUGCCCUAUACUGAGAAGAUUUAAAUUCCUAUAUUAUGUUUGGUAUUAUAGUACUUUCUUUCCCCCCUUACUAAACGCAUCCUAUUUACAUAUCCUCCACUGAUUACUAUUGUCAGUUGCAUGUCCAUUAUGACUGAUUUCAUUAUCCUCAAAUGUAUAUAAACCAGUAUUUGCAAUCAGCAUGUGUGGUGGCCUUUGCUAUGCCAAUAAGUUUCAUGCUUACCAGCUAUGUGAAUGGUGAUGUACAAAUACUGUACCCGAACUUUGAGCCUGGUUCUUAAUCCAACUAAGUUAUUGAGUUGGGAAUUGUU
Molecule: messenger RNA, 1928 nt
Organism: Lotus japonicus
Lineage: Eukaryota; Viridiplantae; Streptophyta; Magnoliopsida; Fabales; Fabaceae
Exons: 6
Coding region: 342-1520 (392 amino acids)
Source: RefSeq, a predicted model, not a curated record